Cladophialophora psammophila CBS 110553 is the source of this 822-nucleotide messenger RNA. RefSeq lists its product as uncharacterized. The record is from RefSeq and is a predicted model, not a curated record. Lineage: Eukaryota; Fungi; Ascomycota; Eurotiomycetes; Chaetothyriales; Herpotrichiellaceae. Gene Ontology annotation, molecular function: kinesin binding. The coding region runs from base 1 to 822 and encodes 273 amino acids. The transcript has 2 exons. Gene Ontology annotation, biological process: microtubule-based movement. Gene Ontology annotation, cellular component: membrane-bounded organelle; kinesin complex; cytoplasm.
AUGGCAGAUAUCGAAGGUAACUAUAGAGUCAAAACCGAGGAACCGAAGACCACAGAUAGUUUUGGUGAUUAUAUCUACGAGGCUACCACCCCAGACCUUGACCUUCAGCUUUCCGCAACGCUUGUGAACGAAUUCCUAUUGCUCUCCGAAACACUCAUUUCAACCCUUACAAAAAUGGAAACAAACACUCGAAGCUCCCGUGUACAGCAUGACAACGUUUACGAGGGUGAUGAGGGACAGAGAAAGCAGAGAAUUGAGCCCACGCUCAUGUGGAUGAUCAACUUAUCCACGGUGCUUCAAGAUCAGGGAAAGUAUGAGGAGGCGGAGGAGAUUGGCCGGCAGGCCUUGUCAGGCUAUGAAAAGGCCGUGGGCCCGGAUGAAUUGGACACAUUGACAUGCGUGAGCAACCUGGCGGCGGUGAUCCAAGUACAAGGAAAGUACGAUCAGGCAGAGGAGAUGAAUCGGCGCGCCCUCGCAGGCUAUGGGAAGGUUCUAGGUGCAAAUCACCCUCACACCCUAAGGAGCAUGAGCAAUCUAGCAACGGUGCUUCAAGACCAAGGCAAGUACGUCGAGGCCGAGAGGAUUGGCCGGCAAGCCCUGGCAGGAUUUGAGGAGGAAUUGGGAGCACGUCAUCCCGACACGCUGACUUGCGCGAGCAAUCUUGCGAUGGUGCUUCAGGAUCAACAAAAGCACGAAGAAGCGGAGGAGGUGCACCGCAGAGCGUUGGCAGCGAGCGAGAACGUCCCAAGAGAGGACUAUCUCGGCGUCCGGUGGAGAGGACGUUGUACGGCACCACAGAUGGUUGCCAAGUGCUUUUUGUGA